AAAAACCCAUUAAUUCUCUUCUUCUAAAGUCUCUAAAAAUCCAAUCUUUCAUUCAUUUCCUCAUCACUUUGCGUUGAAUUUUGGUGUUUUGAGUGUUCAUGGAGGCCGGAGUGAGCAAUAAUAAUGGUGAUCAGAAGGGGUUGCGGUUGCCGUCGCCGCCGCGGACGGUAGAGAGUAUGAUCAAAAAGUCAACGCCGCCGCCGUUUCUGGUGAAGACUUAUACGGUGGUGGAGGAUCCAGCGACGGACAAGGUGAUAUCGUGGAACGGCGAGGGGACGGCGUUUGUGGUUUGGCAGACGGCGGAGUUCGCAAAGGAUGUUUUGCCGAAGCUCUUUAAACACUGCAAUUUCUCUAGCUUUGUUCGCCAGCUUAAUACAUACGGGUUUCGAAAGGUGACGACAACAAGGUGGGAGUUUUGCAACGACAAAUUUCGAAAGGGUGAAAAGGAAAAGCUUUGUGAAAUACGAAGACGAAAGGCAUGGACGAACAAGCAACAACACGAGGUACAACACGAGGUCGAUGAAGAUCAGAGAUCUUCCUCCUCAAACUCAUCUUCGUCACAAUACAAUACACUAAUGGAUGAGAACAAGAGGUUGAAGAAGGAAAAUGGGGCCUUAAGCUCAGAGCUUGCAAGCAUGAAAGAGAAGUGCAGAGAGCUUCUUGAUUUGGUGGCUAAGUAUGGGAAUGGUUCAAGGAAAGAAGAAGAAGAUGAGAGGCCAAAGCUGUUUGGAGUGAGGUUGGAAGUUGAAGGAGAGAGGAGGAGGAAGACAAAAAGGGCAGAAGAGACAACUCUUUUGCCUUCUCAAUCAUGCAAAUGAAGGCAUAGUAGAUAGAAUUAUUAAGCUAUUUAUGAAGAACAUAGAAGCAUAAUCUGUAAAAAAAAAAUGACUUUAUAAAAGGUUAAUAAGGGCUGAAUCGUUAACGUGUAAAAAGAUGGGCACAAGCUCGAUCUUUCGAUCCAUAUGAUCGAUGUAGUUGACAUUAUUUCUAAAAAGGUUGGUUAAAUCUCGUGAUUGUAAUAGCCAAGUAGAUAUUGUUCUUUUCGGGCUUUCUCUUUUUGGGU
Cucurbita maxima (winter squash) is the source of this 1063-nucleotide messenger RNA. RefSeq names its product heat stress transcription factor B-3. Lineage: Eukaryota; Viridiplantae; Streptophyta; Magnoliopsida; Cucurbitales; Cucurbitaceae. Gene Ontology annotation, molecular function: DNA-binding transcription factor activity; RNA polymerase II cis-regulatory region sequence-specific DNA binding. Gene Ontology annotation, biological process: regulation of transcription by RNA polymerase II. The record is from RefSeq and is a predicted model, not a curated record. The transcript is spliced from 3 exons. Gene Ontology annotation, cellular component: nucleus. Bases 99 to 818 code for a protein of 239 amino acids.